Messenger RNA from Myotis lucifugus (little brown bat), 4251 nucleotides. Its product is annotated as pappalysin-1. Lineage: Eukaryota; Metazoa; Chordata; Mammalia; Chiroptera; Vespertilionidae. The coding region runs from base 1 to 4251 and encodes 1416 amino acids. The record is from RefSeq and is a predicted model, not a curated record. Gene Ontology annotation, molecular function: metallopeptidase activity. The transcript is spliced from 19 exons.
AUGAGUUCAAUUCUGAGGGGCCUCAGGAUAUCACAUACUACAAUCCACAACAAAGAUGAUGAUGAUGAUAAUGAUGAUGAUGAUGACGACGACGAUGAUGACGACAAUGACUCAAUGAUGAAAUUGAUGACCUACCAGUUAUUGAGCUGUUUGUGGCUGCGAGCGGAGGGGGGCCAGAGAUCUCCGGCGGUGAUCACAGGGCUGUAUGACAAGUGUUCUUAUACCUCACGUGACCGAGGAUGGGUCGUGGGCAUUCACACCAUCAGUGACCAAGGCAACAGAGACCCACGCUACUUUUUCUCCUUGAAGACGGACCGGGCCCGGCAAGUGACCACCAUCAAUGCCCACCAAAGCUACCUCCCUGGCCAGUGGGUAUUCCUAGCUGCCACCUACGAUGGGCGGCUGAUGAAGCUCUAUGUGAAUGGUGCCCAGGUGGCGACCUCUGGGGAUCAGGUGGGUGGCAUAUUCAGCCCAUUGACUCAGAAGUGUAAAGUGCUCAUGUUGGGGGGCAGCACCCUGAAUCACAACUACCGGGGCUACAUCGAGCGCUUCAGUCUGUGGAAGGUGGCCAGGACCCAGCGGGAGGUCCUGCUGGACAUGGAAACCCAUGGCCUCCACACGCCUCUACCUCAGCUCCUCCUACAGGAGAACUGGGACAAUGUGAAGCGCACCUGGUCCCCCAUGAAGGACGGCCACAGCCCCCAGGUGGAGUUCAGCGGUGCCCACAGCUUCCUGCUGGACACCACUUUGGAGCCCCCUCUGUGCGGGCAGACAUUGUGCGACAACGCGCAAGUCAUUGCCAGCUACAACCAGCUGCCGCGCUUCCGCCGGCCCAAGGUGGUGCGCUACCGCGUGGUCAACCUCCAUGACGACAGCCACGAGAACCCCACGGUGAGCCGCCAGCAAAUCGAGCUCCAACACCAGCAGCUGGCCGAGGCCUUCCAGCCCUACAACAUCUCCUGGGAGCUGGAGGUGCUAGAGGUGAGCAACUCCUCCCUGCGCCACCGCCUCAUCCUGGCCAACUGCGACAUCAGCAAGAUCGGGGACGAGAACUGCGACCCUGAGUGCAACCACACGCUGACCGGCCACGACGGUGGGGACUGCCGCCACCUGCGCCACCCCGCCUUCAUGAAGAAGCAGCAGAAUGGAGUGUGUGACAUGGACUGUAACUACGAACGGUUCAACUUCGACGGCGGGGAGUGUUGUGACCCCGACAUCACAGAUGUCACCCAGACAUGCUUCGAUCCUGACUCUCCACACAGAGCGUACUUGGAUGUUAAUGAACUGAAGAACAUUCUUAGACUGGAUGGAACUACACACCUCAAUAUCUUCUUUGCAAACUCCUCGGAGGAGGAAUUGGCAGGAGUAGCCACUUGGCCAUGGGACAAGGAGGCCCUAAUGCCCUUAGGUGGCAUCGUCCUGAACCCAUCUGUCUAUGGCAUUCCUGGGCACACCCACACCAUGAUCCACGAGAUCGGGCACAGCCUGGGCCUCUAUCACAUCUUUCGAGGCAUCUCAGAAAUACAGUCUUGCAGUGACCCCUGCAUGGAGACCGAGCCCUCCUUUGAGACCGGAGACCUCUGCAGUGACACCAACCCAGCCCCCAAAUACAAGUUCUGUGGUGACCCAGGGCCAGGAAACGACACCUGUGGCUUUCACAGCUUCUUCGACACUCCUUACAACAACUUCAUGAGCUAUGCAGACGACGACUGCACCGACUCCUUCACGCCCAAUCAAGUCGCCAGAAUGCACUGCUACCUGGACCUGGUGUACCAGGGCUGGCAGCCCUCCAAGAAGCCGGCGCCGGUCGCCCUGGCUCCCCAGAUUGUGGGCCACACGACUGACUCCGUGACGCUGGAGUGGUUUCCACCCAUCGAUGGCCACUUCUUUGAAAGAGAAUUGGGAUCAGCAUGUGACCUUUGCCUGGAAGGGAGGAUCCUGGUGCAGUAUGCCUUCAACGCCUCCUCCCCGAUGCCCUGUGGCCCAUCCGGACACUGGAGUCCCCGGGAAGCAGAAGGCCAUCCAGAUGUUGAACAACCCUGUAAGUCCAGUGUCCGCACCUGGAGCCCAAAUUCAGCUGUCAACCCACACACGGUCCCGCCAGCCUGCCCUGAGCCACAAGGCUGCUACCUUGAACUGGAAUUUCACUAUCCUUUGGUUCCUGAGUCUCUGACGGUCUGGGUGACCUUUGUCUCCACUGACUGGGACUCUAGUGGGGCUGUCAAUGACAUCAAACUGUUGACAACCACGGGGAAGAACAUCUCCCUGGGCCCUCAGAAUGUAUUCUGCGAUGUUCCACUGACCAUCAAACUCCGGGAUGUGGGCGAGGAGGUAUAUGGCAUUCAGAUCUACACGUUGGAUGAGCACCUGGAGAUUGAUGCUGCCAUGUUGACCUCCAUUGCAGACAGCCCACUCUGCCUAGCGUGUAAGCCCCUGCAGUACAAAGUGGUCCGGGACCCUCCUCUCCAGGUGGACGUGGCCUCCAUCCUGCAUCUCAAUAGAAGAUUCACAGACAUGGACCUCAGCCUCGGCAGUGUGUACCAGUACUGGGUCAUCACCAUUUCCGGAAGUGAGGAAGGCGAGCCAUCGCCUGCUGCUGUAUACACCCAUGGAAGUGGGUACUGUGGCGACGGCAUCAUCCAGAAAGGCCAAGGUGAAGAAUGCGAUGACAUGAAUAAGAUCAAUGGUGAUGGCUGCUCCCUGUUCUGCCGACAGGAAGUUUCCUUCAAUUGCAUUGAUGAACCCAGCCGGUGCUAUUUCCACGAUGGUGAUGGGGUAUGUGAGGAGUUUGAACAAAAAACCAGCAUCAAGGACUGUGGUGUCUACACGCCCCAAGGGUUCCUUGAUCAGUGGGCAUCCAAUGCUUCAGUUUCCCAUCAAGACCAGCAAUGCCCAGGCUGGGUCAUCAUUGGCCAGCCGGCAGCAUCCCAGGUGUGUCGGACCAAGGUGAUUGAUCUCAGUGAAGGCAUCUCCCAACACGCCUGGUAUCCUUGCACCAUCAGCUACCCCUACUCCCAGCUGACCCAGACCACGUUCUGGCUCCGGGCAUACUUUUCUCAGCCAAUGGUUGCUGCAGCUGUUAUUGUCCACCUGGUGACCGAUGGGACCUACUAUGGGGACCAAAAGCAGGAAACCAUCAGCGUCCAGCUGCUUGACACCAAAGAGCAGAGCCACGAUCUAGGCCUCCACGUCCUGAGCUGCAGGAACAAUCCCCUGAUUAUCCCUGUGGUCCAUGACCUCAGCCAGCCCUUCUACCACAGCCAGGCGGUGCGAGUGAGCUUCAGCUCACCCCUGCUCGCCAUCUCGGGGGUGGCCCUCCGCUCCUUCGACGGCUUUGACCCCGUCACCCUGAGCAGCUGCCAGAGAGGGGAGACCUACAGCUCUGCCGAGCAGAGCUGUGUGCACUUUGCAUGUGAGGCCACUGACUGUCCGGAGCUGGCCGUGGAGAACGCCUCUCUCAACUGCUCCAGCAGCGACCGCUAUCAUGGUGCCCAGUGCACUGUGAGCUGCCGGACGGGCUAUGUGCUCCAGAUACGGAGGGAUGACGAGCUGAUCAAGAGCCAGACAGGACCCAGUGUCACAGUGACCUGCACCGAGGGCAAGUGGAACAAGCAGGUGGCGUGUGAGCCCGUGGACUGUGGCGUCCCAGACCAACAUCACGUCUAUGCUGCCUCCUUCUCCUGCCUCGAGGGCACCACCUUUGGCAGCAAAUGCUCCUUCCAGUGUCGCCACCCAGCGCAGUUGAAAGGCAACAACAGCCUCCUGACCUGCAUGGAGGACGGGCUGUGGUCCUUCCCGGAGGCCCUGUGCGAGCUCAUGUGUCUGGCUCCGCCCCCGGUGCCCAAUGCAGACCUGCAGACAGCCAGGUGCCGAGAGAACAAGCACAAGGUGGGCUCUUUCUGCAAGUACAAGUGCAAGCCUGGAUACCAUGUGCCCGGCACCUCUCGGAAGUCAAAGAAGCGUGCCUUCAAGACUCAGUGCACCCAAGACGGCAGCUGGCAGGAGGGAGCCUGUGUUCCUGUGACAUGUGACCCGCCUCCACCGAAGUUCCACGGGCUCUACCAGUGCACAGACGGCUUCCAGUUCAACAGCGAGUGUCGGAUCAGGUGUGAAGACAGUGAUUCCGCCCAGCCCAACAGGUCACCAACUCAGUUCUCAGGCACCAGCUCAACUCAACGCAACGCCGACACCAGCUACCUGGAGCCGGUCAUCACAUUGGGAGGUGCCGAGUCCAUGAUGGCCAGGAGCUGA